This is a messenger RNA of Salvia hispanica, 1635 nucleotides long. RefSeq lists its product as uncharacterized. Gene Ontology annotation, cellular component: nucleolus; precatalytic spliceosome. The record is from RefSeq and is a predicted model, not a curated record. NCBI's taxonomy places the organism in Eukaryota, Viridiplantae, Streptophyta, Magnoliopsida, Lamiales, Lamiaceae. Gene Ontology annotation, biological process: positive regulation of mRNA splicing, via spliceosome. Gene Ontology annotation, molecular function: RNA binding.
ACCAAAAGUCCUGAAAUUUGGAGGUGUAACUCUAAACCCCUCGAAGCAUCGCUUGGCUCUACUCACUAGUCUAGAUGACCACCAGAAUAGCGCCGGGCGUCGGCGCAAAUCUCCUCGGCCAGCACUCCGCCGAGCGAAACCAAGACGCCACCGUCUACGUCGGCAAUCUCGAAUCCAAAGCAGGUGAAGAAUUAUUAUGGGAGCUGUUUGUGCAAGCAGGUCCAGUUGUUAAUGUAUAUGUGCCCAAGGACAGAGUUACAAAUGCUCAUCAAGGCUACGGGUUUGUGGAGUUUAGAAGCGAAGAAGAUGCUGAUUAUGCGAUCAAGGUUCUUAAUAUGUUAAAAUUGUUUGGAAAACCUAUCCGAGUAAAUAAGGCUUCACAAGAUAAGAAAAGUGUUGAUGUUGGAGCUAACCUUUUCAUUGGAAAUCUUGAUCCUGAUGUUGAUGAAAAGCUUCUUUAUGACACUUUCAGUGCUUUUGGUGUUAUUGUUGCAAAUCCUAAGAUAAUGAGAGAUCCAGAAACUGGAAAUUCUCGCGGUUUUGGUUUUAUUAGCUAUGAUUCUUUUGAGGCAUCUGAUGCCGCUAUUGAGACGAUGAAUGGUCAGUAUCUCUGCAAUCGUCAAAUAACAGUGUCUUAUGCAUACAAGAAAGAUACUAAAGGAGAGCGCCAUGGCACCCCUGCAGAAAGAGUUCUUGCUGCAAGUAAUCCUACUACCCAAAGAAGUAGGCCCCACACCAUGUUUGCAAGUGGACCUCCAACAAUCCCUCAGCAAAACGGUGGUGUCAGUGCCCCGGUUGCUCCAAGGCCCUUUGCAAACGGCCCUGUUCCUCCACCACCAAUCCCAGCACUCAGUGCGCCACCUCAACAGAACAUGUAUCAACCUAUGCAGAUGCAAGCUCCAUCUUGGCAGGGUCAGCCACCGCAACCUGGUCAUGCUGGUAUUCCUCCACCAAUGCAGCAAUUUAGAAGCAUGCCGCCGCCUCCUCCACAGAUGGCUCCAGCUCCUAUGAGACCUCCACCUCCUCCAUCUGGAAUGGCUGCUCCACCUGGUUGGCGACCACCACCACCACCCCAGCACCUCAUGGGUGGAACCCAUCCGAUGCAGCAUAUGAUGCCCCCACCUCAACAUAUGAAUAUGCCGCCACAGUAAACUUGACACUCGUGAAGUUGUUAUAUGCCAACAUUGGUUUGGUGAGUUAGAAGCAUGCAUGCAUAUGCUGUCACCAUGAUACUCCUGCUCCCUCAAGAUCUACUUUUUCAUCUCUCAACAGCAAUGGUGUCAUCGUCUUGUCUAACUUCUUACACAGUGCUAUCGUAUCUUGUCUUGAAACUAAAUUCCUUUCCCCAGCAAUCAAUAAAGCUUAUCAACUCCCCAAUUAGCAGUUAUAUAUUUGUCCCCUCCACAUCAACUACUAUUCAUCUAAGUAUUUCCAAGUACUACUCUUUUUGUUUCCUGUCUCAGUUUUUUUUCUUUUUUGUAUGCUAAAUUCUGCAUUUUGUUUCUAUACACUUGUUUUUUAUUGGACUGUAUCCUUUGAUAUGGAUAUAUGUUUACUUGCACAACUAUUCAUCAACCACUGUGGUUUCAAGAAACACAUUAUUUUAGGAAUUUUGAAAUACCUGUGUUGUUACAA